This is a messenger RNA of Plasmodium coatneyi, 5916 nucleotides long. RefSeq names its product Helicase. The record is from RefSeq and is a predicted model, not a curated record. Gene Ontology annotation, cellular component: intracellular anatomical structure; nucleus. The transcript has a single exon. Lineage: Eukaryota; Apicomplexa; Aconoidasida; Haemosporida; Plasmodiidae. Gene Ontology annotation, molecular function: ATP binding; RNA binding. Bases 1 to 5916 code for a protein of 1971 amino acids.
AUGAACGGCGAGGAGGAAAGUCAUCCCACUAAAAGGUUGGAGGAAAGUAACCGAGAGGGAUACCACCAUCAUCCGAUGCGAAGACCCAAUGAAACCCAUUUUAGAGCAUCCGAGAGGGGGCCCCAAAACGUUCCCUGUGAAAGUACAACAGCACCCCUCCAAACAUAUUACCACCAGGAGAAUGACCAGGUGUACUCCAGGCAGGAAACGUUACUUCCUAAAUGGGGCAAUUAUCAGAAGGAUUCUUUUGGACAUGACCAGUCCUGGGAUAAGCACGCAGUAGAGGAGACGCAAAAUGAGCAGCUCUGGGGGGGACACCAACCCAAUAAUGACGGCAUAGGAGAAUUACCCUAUAGAGAUGCGCAAAAUGGAGCAAUUUUUAACAGCUUCAUGAGGGUCCCCCUUAACGUGGACCAAGUCAGAAUGAGCAGAGGACUUCCCCAUGGUGGAAGCAUGCACAUGAAUAAUUGGAUCUAUCAUCCUACUCAGAACAACCAACAUAUGGUUCGUGCGGAUCAUCACGCUUAUGCAGGCAUGACUGGUGCGUCUGUUCCUUCUUCCUCCGGUGUUAACACGUCUGGAGGCUUCCCCACGGGUUACGACCCGCGAGCGGUUGGUAGUGUGCACCCGUCAGUGGGACUCCAACAGGGGUACCCCCCCUGUGUUGACAACCCAAACGGCGCCAGAGAGGGUUACUGCGCCAUACCAGGGAACAACACCUAUGCGGCGGAAUCUCUUCCAAAUUAUAAUGACCAACGUAGAGGCAGCUAUGGCCAGUACGGAGGUAACAGUGGAGGGGAGAACCCUAAGCGGGAGGCAGUAAACAGGCGGAGGUACCAACCCAGUGGAGGUGGUGUGCGGGACCUAAAUGGGGAAUUCCAUUAUAGAACCUGCGCUGAUGAGGGUGAUUCCCCCUAUGGAGUGAAUUUGUACCGGGGGGGUAACUCUGGAAACCACAGCAACUCCAGCAAGGGAAAUCGUUUUGUUGGAAACCGCUUCCAGAAGGCCCGCCCAGCAGCACCCACUGAAGGGAACGGCCGAGAAGUAUCCGGUCCGGGGGGGGUCAAACCCAAGAGGGAGAAGAAAAUCCCGCUGACGGAGGACAGCCAAAAGAGCGCCCAGAGGAACAUACAAAAGCUUUCCAUUUACAAGUCCAGAAGUGAAAUCCUAAAAAUGAUAGAACAGAAUGACAUAACGUUUAUACAAGGUGAAACAGGCUCAGGAAAGUCAACAUGUGUUCCCAAGUUUUUGCUGGAACAGAGUCUGAAAGAAGGGAAAGAAAAAAUAAACAUUAUUGUUACUGAACCGAGAAGAAUCGCCUGCAUUUCCUUGUCCAGGAUUCUCUCAGAGCUCAUGAACGAGAAACUAGGCAACAGAAUAGGAUAUAGAAUUGCAGGGGAGGCAGUCUACGAUAACGAGAGGACUGUAGUCACCUACAUAACUGUUGGGUUUCUUUUUAAGUUGUUUCUUCAUCAUAGAAAUAUGUAUAAGAAAUUUACGCACAUCGUCAUCGAUGAGAUUCACGACCGGAGCAUCCUCCUGGAUAUCGUGUUGCUUUUCAUUAAGGUAUACCUGCACAGUAGGAGGAAGGACGAGAAGAUUUUCAAGCUGAUUAUAAUGUCAGCGACGAUGCAGAGCAACCUGUUCCAUUCGUACUUUGAGCAUGAGAACAUUUCCAUUGGGUCCAUAUAUAUAGGUACGAAGAUUUAUAGUAUUGAUACGUUUUAUAUAGAGGACAUAAUAAGGUAUGCGCGGGAAGGGGGCAUCGAUGAGCAGAAUCAGAGCGACAGAGAAGGGGGGGACAAACCUUCAUCAGGCGGUUCGUUAGAACACCCCCCCAGGUGCGAAAAGGUAAUCGAAUUCAUCCUGCGGCGGAAGAACCGCACCAAGCUGCACCUAUCCAGGAGAGGAGAAGCACUACUGCAAAGAAUAAAGAACGAAUACGACAAGAGCAUAAGCCUGUUCAAUUCGAAAAACGCCCAAAGCGAGUCGAACAAAGACAUCGACGUGGAACAAAUAAUACCGGCCAACGUAUUUUCCAACAUUUCGGAGCUGUGCCUGGAGUUAGUGCACAACUUAUGUCUUCUCGGAGACAGCGUUCUGAUAUUCCUGUCGGGAAUGCAGGACAUAACAGACAUGUACCACCAGCUGUGCAUCCUGAUCAACAACAACGCGAACAAGCAUAAGGUUAGGUACCACAUACAUAUACUGCAUAGCUGCCUUUACGACAACACGAUUCAUAAGUUACACGAAAGUGACAGGGACAUCAUUAACAUUUUUCUCUCUUCUAACAUCGCGGAGAGUUCCAUCACCAUCCCAAAUGUGAGACUAGUCAUCGACUUCUGCAUUCAGAAGAACAUUGAAUACAAUUCGGACAGGAGGGCACACAUAUUGGUAAAAAAAUGGAUUAAUAAGUCGUCCAUGGAACAGAGGAAGGGGAGGUGCGGGAGGACAUGCCAUGGAAUAUGCAUCCGGAUGAUUAGCAAGAAUUUUCUGAACCUCCUAAAGGAUCAUAAAGUUAGCGAGGUUUACACGCAUAGUCUGCACCUGCUGUACCUUUACAUAUUGAAGAGCAUGUCGGUGUUGGGUCAGCUAAUUAGGGGGUCGAACAAAGCAAGUGUGCAGGAUAUUCCACCUGAUGAUGGGUCUACCACCAAAGUGGAUGCACUACCACACAAUAAUAAGCUAACCAUGCAUGAUGUGCUGAGCAUGAUUAUCGAGAAGCCAUCCAGAGAGAAGAUACGCAGUACUAGACACGAGUUAGAAAAAAUGAAGGCAGUCAUUAAGAUAAAGGAUAAGCUAGUCAUUUCCAUCAUUGGACAGAUUAUGAUUCGCUUCAACAUGAGCAUCUACCUCUGUCGACUACUCCUCUUCGGGGUUGUAAUGGACGUAACAUUCGACGCGAUUAUUAUAGCGUCCAUAAUCAACACGAACGAUAUUUUUCCAUCCUUUAACCUGUUUACAUCGAAGAGUGUAUACUCUUACGGGGUGUCCCUGGAAGCGUCCCUCAAACAGAAGCAGUACUUUGACGGCAAAACGUAUUCUGAACCCAUCAUGCUCAGGAACGUCUUCAUCGAAUGGCUAUGUGUAUUUUCCCUCUACGUGCAGGAUCUGAAAAAUCAAAACAACUUUGUGAGGUCUCACUUGAAGAGUUAUUACGUCACCACCUGCACAAUAAUGAGCAAGAGAAACAACAUCAAUGCGAAGAAGCUGCUCUCCGUGAUAAGUAGCGUCAACAAUUUGUGCAGACGGUUGUUAAAAAUACUGAACAGAGAUAGCAAUGCGUACAGGUCGGCCGUCUACCUUUUGGAUCUCCUCAAGGGGGAAAUUCCUCCAACAAGUUUGAGCAGCGAAUUAUCACCUAAUGGAGGGGUGGAUGAAACGCUAAACUGGAAGAACGUCUUCCGCGUCGUUACGAAAUACGCACGUUACGACCCUUCUAAUGAAAACCUUUAUUUGAAGUUUCUCUUUUCCCUUGCUUUCACCCCCCUGUUUAUCCAUGGGUCUCCACAUUUACCUAUCCAAACGGAAUCUGAAAAGAAGCCCAAGGGGAAGAAGCUGCUCGCCCUACUAAACUACAUGACGCAACAAAAAUUGAACGUAAAAAAUUGCAUCUAUUUUAGGGCACCCCACUACGAUCUGAACAUCUUGAGGAGGGCCCUGUUCAUCAUGUGUCCCUAUUUAUCCUUCGAGUUACUGAGGAAUAAGAACUUUUACAUCAUUCAUUUUUUAGACCAGGGGGGUGUCAACAAGUACUUGAAUGAGUCUAUCCCCCUCAACGGGGUUUCCUCCCCUGCGCUCACCGAAGGGGAAGAGACCCACUUGAACCACAGCAACCGUAGCAACAACUAUGGGGUGCUAGUUGGGCCUGAACUUGGGAAGGUCCUCUCAAACAAGGCAAACCAGGUACUCUAUGAAGGAACGAUUGAGCAAAUAAGGAGGGAGCUACUUCACAUGUACGGAAAGGAUGUAGAGAGGAACAUUUUUUUUAACUUUCACGAGAAUAUCAUUAGGGUGGUUGAGCCUGUCCAAGCCAUAGUCCCCGUCCAUGUAAAUCAGAAGGACGAAAUUAACAACGCGUCUCUCUGUACCAACAUCAUUAACAUGUUUUCCAGUGGUCGUCAUUGCUUUAGCAUUCCCAUGUGGAAGGGAUCCCUCCAUGGCGGUUCCCAUUAUCGGUCUGGUGCCUCUCGAGUCAGUAACUAUUUUAACCACAACUACGAGAUGAACAAACCCAAGCAUCUCUUCCUCGUGAAGUGGACCCUCCUAAACACCGACAAUUACAAAAUCAGCAAACGGGAGAAGGCGGAAAGGGAGCUGCGGCGCGCGGAACGGCAGGCCCAGAAGCUGGGGAAAAAUAAUAAGGGACAACAAACAGGGGAAUGUAAAGACGAUAACGUGGGUUGCACUGAUUUCCGUGCUAACCAGUGCGAGGAGGAUGAUGAAGUGGGAGAAGAUGAAGCCCCUCCGAAACGCGACGACCAAAACGGUGCCAACUCGGAAGAACAGAAAGGAGAAGCCGCUUUAAGCAACUGCACCUCCGACUGCUCCGACCUCAGCAACAAAGGUAAAAAAAAAAAAAUGAAGUGCAAUUUGAAUUUCAAGUCGGUUCUGGGCUUCCUCUCCCUGUGCCCAUUUGACUACGAUGCAGAAAAGGGGAUAUACAAAAGACAGACGCAAGACGUCUUUGCAGUCUGCUCAAGCAUCGACUACAGCUGCACCAAUGAUACAUACACGUGGGUGAAUUACGCCACCGUUAUUCCGAACAAAUAUUUUCUAAGUUUCUUUCUGUCAUCUCUACCCUACCAUGACAACGUUAUCCUAAACACCAGAACAAAUUUGAGAGGGUUCGACGUUCUGUCUGUAAAGAUUUUCGAUUCGAAAGAGAUAGUUAUUCUUGACGUGAGGAAGAAGAAGUCCAAGGGGGGUGACGCAACGACUGCGGAGGGGGACAAUAGAGGAAUAGCAUCGGAAGAGACCAACCCAGGUGCCUCCCAAAGCGCAUUGACCAUUAACAAGUACGACUUGCUACGCAUCAAUUACUUGCGGUACUGCCUAUCCACCUUUUUGUUCUUCCUCACGUGGGUGUAUAACAACCGGGAUGAGGAGGAGUACCGCAUGGAGAACAACGCGUUGGGGGUGAAGCGCGCCUCUACGGCAUCGGCGGGGUCCGCAUUUGGCCAAGCGAGCACCGAUCGGGUAGCCCAGCCGAAGCGGCAAAGUGACAGCACGGGUGAUUAUGGUGGUGAUGAUGAAGGGAAUGGGCACCCCGACGUGACAGACGAGGUGAACGAGCCGGACGAAUACUUCAGCGAAGACGACGCAAUGAGUGACGUGGAGGAAAACCGCGUGCUGAGGGAAAGCCCCUACAUCAGCAGAGUCAUACAAAACCUAAUUGAAGAAAAUAAUAGGGAGGAAAUAAACUACGACAUGUACGCAGUGGGGCAAGAUGACGAUGGUGACGGCCCAGGUGACUGUGACGGCACUGUUCUUCCCAACGGACGGGAAAGGGGAACACAAUUCAACCUAAGCUUACUUCAUGCAAAUGAAGACUUAGCAACCUUGGACGCAGCAUGGAAUGAUGGAAAAGGGGAACAUCUCCUGAAGAUGUUUGACCACCUGUACAGUUACCUAAGCUCCCCAAAUGACCCAUCGUUAGCUAACAGUCCCCCUCGGGAGAAAUCCCAGACAUGCUUAUCCUCAGUGAAGAAGUGCCACUUGAAUAAUAGCAUCUCCCUUCAGAUUCUGCAGUCCGUGAAUGCAUAUGCGAAGGGCUGCACGUCGGAAGAGUUCCUCUUUUUUAGUCCAAUCAACUUGGGGCCAAUGGAAGAUUUGAAUUACCGCCUGCGGUGCAUGUACUACGAGGAGUGCACUCCAGAUAGGGACACUACACACAGUCGCUCAAACAGCCAGUAG